AGGUUAAGAAAACAUUCUGGUUUACUAAAUGGAUUAAUGAUGCUGUGGAUCUGAGAACAGACUCAGACUACAGAGGUCGUGUGGAGUAUGAUUGUCGUACAGGGAACAUCUGCACUCUGACAAUCAGAGACCUGAGAGAGAGCGACUCAGCUGUGUACAAGUUCAGAUUCACAACAAACCAACCAGGUGGGAAAUAUACAGGUGAACCUGGAGUCACUUUGUCUGUCACAGACCUCCAGGUGCUGGUGGAAAGAUCAUCAACCCAGACAGAGCUGAAGUGUCACAGCAGCUGUAAAGUAGCUGAUCCUCCUUCAUAUGUCUGGUACAAGAACGGACUGAAAAUGAAGGAGGAAACAUUUUCCCUUAGAGUCUCUGUUAAUGAUGACAACAGCUAUUCCUGUGCUCUUAAAGGACAUGAGGAUCACCGCUCCCCUCCAGUGUAUGCUCCAAAGCUUCUCUCUGUGUCAGCGAGUCCCUCUGGUGAGAUAGUGGAGGGCAGUUCAGUGAAUCUGACCUGUAGCAGUGAUGCUAACCCAGCAGCUAAAUACACCUGGUACAAGGAGAAUGACCAUAAACUUCCCAGUCAACAACCACAGCUCUUCUUCUUCAGCUCCAUCCAGCCCUCUGAGUCUGGAGAGUAUUACUGUACAGCUGAGAAUGAGAUGGGGAGGAGAUCAGCACACGUCUUUAUUGAUGUAAAAUAUGCUCCAAAGCUUCUCUCUGUGUCAGUGAGUCCCUCUGGUGAGAUAGUGGAGGGCAGUUCAGUGAAUCUGACCUGUAGCAGUGAUGCUAACCCAGCAGCUAAUUACACCUGGUACAAGGAGAACCAAACACUGUUUCAAGGACCAGAAAGAGUUUAUCAUUUCUCCUCCAUCAGCUCUGAGGACAGAGGGAACUACUACUGCAAGUCUGAGAAUAAACAUGGACAGAUCAACUCUGCGUCUCUAUUCUUAGAUGUCCAGUAUGCUCCAAAGCUUCUCUCUGUGUCAGUGAGUCCCUCUGGUGAGAUAGUGGAGGGCAGUUCAGUGAAUCUGACCUGUAGCAGUGAUGCUAACCCAGCAGCUAAUUACACCUGGUACAAGGAGAAUGAAGACUCACCAAAAGCUUCAGGACAGAUCUUCACCAUCACUGACCUCAGACCUGAACACAGUGGGAAUUAUUACUGUGAAGCCCAGAACACAAGAGGACGUCGUAACUCCACCUUAAAUCUGACUGUUGUAGCAGGUGCAUGGAAAUCAGCAGCUGCUGGAUCAAUCACUGCUGUUCUCCUGGUUCUCAUCCUCCUCGCUGUCUUCCUGUGGAUCAGAAGAGAGAACUCCUUCACACAGCAGUGUAAGUGUGGAGAGAGACCUGACAACAGAGCACAGCUGAACGUGGGUCCAGUGUGUGACACCCCGUCAUCUGCAGCACAGAGACAAGCAGCAGGACAGCAGGAUGACCUUCACUACGCCAGCAUCUGCUUCUCACAGAACCAGGGAGAUGUUGUCUACUCCAACGUCAGAGUUCAUCCCCAGAGAGAAACAGAGGAAGAGGAGGAGGAGGAGGAGGAGGAUGGGGUUGAAUACUCUGCUGUCAGAUUUAACAAUGCCAGCAGUGCACCAGGAACAAGACGUCAAGAAGAUGGAAAUGAUUCAUGUGCACUGUACAGCACAGUCAACAACAACAAAAACACACCAUGAAUCUGAGCUUUGUUAUUUAUACUUGGAUUUUACAGCAUCAAGAGAAUCAGAAAAAAUACACACAUAUAAACAACAGUGGUUUAUGUAGGGUUUGUAAAGACUUGUUUGUGUGCUCGUUGUUUUUUAAAAGGUUGUUUGAACUAGUGAUGUUACCUGUGACACCGAAGCUCCGAGGCGUGUGUCAAAAAAUAUGAAUCUAUUUUCAGUGAAGCUUUGUAUCGAGGUUUGAUUCGUUCUGUCGAAAUCACGUGACCAAUGACGUGCGAAGCUUCGUUUCACACACACACACGUGACUGCUUCGAAAUCUGAUUCAAAGGUUUAAAAAUGCACAUAAAGCUGCGACCCUUCGUGGGUUGUUGAAGUGGAUUGUGAAUUUCUACAUUGUGGUGUGUCGAGAGAGUUAGAGUCAGGAGAUCUGUCCUGAAACCAGCUGCGAUUUCUGGUGGCUCACCUGAUAAGGUGUGUGCCUUGCAGUCAAGAGCCUUAUGGCAGUUUCCUGGGUCUGAAUCCAACUUGAGGUCUAUGAUACAUGUUGUUCCUUUUCUCUCUCCCUUUCAUUUUACUGCCCCAAUUCAUGAGUUUUACUUGUUUACAAAUCCACAACGCAAAAUAUAACCUUUAUUGUUGUUGUUCGGUUAUUUAGAGUAUGCUGUGGAGGUUUAUCUAUUUAUGUAUCAAUUUACUUAUUCAUUCAUUUAUUCACGCAUUCAUCUAUCAAUUCAUUCAUUUCUGCUUCAAGGAGAUUCAUGUGUUGGUUGGUUGAGGAAUGUUUUGCAUCACAGCGCUUUUCCUCACAUUGACCAGCAGAUGUCCCCAUUGAAAUCUCAUUUAAAAAGCUUUGAGUAAUGAACCGUUUUUCAAUACAACUGUGUUGAAAGCUUCGCUGGUUCAGAAAGCUUCAAUUCGCCAUCACUAGUUUGAACCAAAUUAUAAAGAAAAUUCAUGUUUUCUCACUGACACCUGCUUUUAUCAAACCAUGUAUGUUUGCUGCAAAAAUCUGUCUGAAACUUUACUUCAGUUAAAGCUUAGGAAGAAGACUCUGCUUGUCAUAUUGC
Molecule: messenger RNA, 2734 nt
Organism: Seriola aureovittata
Lineage: Eukaryota; Metazoa; Chordata; Actinopteri; Carangiformes; Carangidae
Product: B-cell receptor CD22-like
Exons: 9
Coding region: 342-1679 (445 amino acids)
Source: RefSeq, a predicted model, not a curated record